AUGGCAGAUGCGAGACAAGAAUUAUCUACCUGCCGGCAAGCUGCGGGUGAGUCUAUUUCUGCUUUUGCUUUCUGCCUUUUCAACUUCUUCCAAACGGCGACAGCGGCCGUAGCCGAAGCUGAGCGUGUGGAGAACUGGCUGGCCGAAGCUACAAAACAUCGGCCCAUUCAUUCAUCCCAUACACCUUUACCGGUAAGCGUGAGUCAAACCGCUUACUCGAGCCACCAGCUCGAAGGCCACAACACGACUUGGACAAUGGUAUUUACUGCUAUAUUUGUGGUGGCCGAGGACACACAAGCUCGAAGUGCCCAUCAAGAAGAAGCCAGCGUCAACAAACCGGUAGGUUCACAUCGCAGUUUCUACGUCGCGCAGCUCGAGGUAUACAUUUCGCUCUCGUUCGCCCGCGUUUAACC
Cylicostephanus goldi is the source of this 413-nucleotide messenger RNA. The record is from the annotation of a GenBank genome assembly. Lineage: Eukaryota; Metazoa; Nematoda; Chromadorea; Rhabditida; Strongylidae.